UUUUGAUUGACACAGUUGCGAUAUCGCGUCUACGGGUCUACCAUGUAGUGUGAAUUAAAUUAAGGUUCAAAUAUUCCCAAACAAAACAAGAUUAUUGAAACAUUUAUGUUUGAUACCCAAAUGCAGGUGGAACCAGCAACCACGAUGUCAUAAGGUUAAAGGUACCUACUUAGAUUGUGAGAAGAUGGAAACGGAGAGCGCAAAUUUCCUAGAUAAACUCCGUUUUAAGCAUGAAUAUCAGCAAAUUAGCGCAAUAGAUAGUUUAGAAGAUACCAGUGACGGCGUACGUAUGAAACUGCGCGCCCUUCUGGUGGCCUUGCUAGGAGUGUCGAUGUCUGCGUGUGCGUUCGCGUCGCAGCCCGUCGAGCUCGAGCUGGAAGAUGACGAGGUGGCACAGAAACUUAGCAAUGUCAGCUUUGCUCGACGCAUCACCAAACCAACCAUACGCCUUGUGAUGGGCUACGGAAAAUUGAGCGCUUUCGUUACUGCAGUCAGCUCAUUGCUUCUUCUCGUAGCCGUUAUGUCCAAGCAAUCAUGGUGGAGACGCGGCGCGCGCUGGUUAGCUGCGCCGGCGCUGCUGGUGGCUGCGUUGGAGGCAGCUUCGGACGCGGGCGAUGCGAUGCUGGCCGCCGCGCUCAGAGGCACCACUGAGCCCGCGAAGGUCGCCAUUCAAACCAUCGCCGCGGCCGUGCUCGUCACUGUCGAGAUCCUUGUUUGGUACUUUAUAGCGAAAUUCUUCGAGUACAAUCCACCGCCGCUCCCGGACCAGCGAACAGCACAAAAAGAAGCCUAUAUUAAAACUCUAGACCAUUGAUUUUUUAUUAAAAUAUUUAGUAAUUAUUGAAUAAAUACAUAAUUCUCUAAAGUUUA
Molecule: messenger RNA, 870 nt
Organism: Plodia interpunctella (Indianmeal moth)
Lineage: Eukaryota; Metazoa; Arthropoda; Insecta; Lepidoptera; Pyralidae
Exons: 5
Coding region: 185-814 (209 amino acids)
Source: RefSeq, a predicted model, not a curated record